AAACACCAAACCAACAUGCGUCCAGUAAGAGAGAGAGAUCAGCAAACCUUAAUUUGCUACUCCUCUCUUGUAUUGUAGUAGUUCAAUCGGUUGCCAUAAUUUACAUUUUCAAUUUUGUGCUUUCAAGUUUCAAUAUCGUUUGAACAAUUUACGGAAGUUUUUCCCUUUUAUGAUCACUGCCAAACCUCCCUUCAAAAUCCAUUUAACCCUCUUUCCCAUUUUCCACCAUUUCAAUCUCCCUUCUCUGACAACAAUUCCUCUCUGAUUUCUUACCCUUCCCAGGAAAAAAUAAAAGAUUCCAUUUUUAUUCCCCCCCUUUUCGCUCUGUUUCUUAGUGAUAGUCAGAAAACGCUUAACAGCUUAACUCAAUUCCUAAAUUAGAUUGCGAUCAUGGAGGAUAGAAGGAAGGACAGUCAGAGAAGAUCACAAAACAGGAAGCCGCCGCGUGGAGGUGCAGGGUCCACAAAUGUUGAAAAGAGAUCAGUUUUUGUCAAUUAAGGGUAUUGGCAGCCUACUGUACCUGUGUGGGAGAAAGAAUUCUGCAAAGUGGUUGGAUCAAUGGACUGGGAGACAUUGCUGCAACUGAAGAGAUAUAUUCACUUAUACGAUAAUGUGUUGGAUUGGAACGACUCUGCAGGCGAGGAAGCAUUCAGCAACGCCAAAAAACGAUACUGGGCUAAGAGAAAGGGCUUAUCCUGUGACAUAUCACUGCCUGAUCCCGAUCUUUACAUUGACAAGAUCGAUUGGGAUUCACACAAUGAUCCCGAGAUGCUGUUGUCAGAUGUCGAGAGCCCGGCUACGAGUCCCCAGACAGAGGAAGAUCACGAUCCUGUAGUAAUCUUUGGUGAUUAUGCUGCUCCGGACCAUAUUUUGGCUACCGUAGGCUGGGGUGAUUUGGAAGAGAACUUAGUGGGCCCGGCCGCUUGUUCCUCUGCCAAUUAUGCUGAUCCGUGGAACGAGUGGUCAGGGUAUCAUAACGACGAUGCGUGGCAAUACAACAGCACCAGGAGCGGGAGCGGGCAUAGGUACAUGCCACGGGCAGGUGACGGGAACAAUUGGAGUCGGAACUAUGCUAAUCGUCGUUAUAACUAUGUAGGAGCCAACACUAGAGACGCGAUGGGCGCUGGAACGAGAACCCAAUGACCAGAUUUAUGUUGAGUUGGGGGGUUGAAGCGAAUGAGAGGAACGAAUAGUGAUGAUCGUGAUAAAUUCGAAGUCGAUAACCGUUGGACAAACACGGUAAACCGAGAGUGGGCCGUCCCAGAAGGCACGGGCCUGUUGCUGCAACAUAUUGGAUUCAUCCUGGUCUGGUUUGGUCCGUGAACAACGCUAGCAAUGGUUGUGAUGAAUUGUAAAUUUGAAUUUUGUGCAGCAUCUUGAGAUUUUUUGUUUAGGCCGAUAUGUUAUGUGUAGUCAACAAAUUUUCGUAAUUUGAAUAAAAAUAUAUGAAUUGAAAU
Molecule: messenger RNA, 1457 nt
Organism: Salvia hispanica
Lineage: Eukaryota; Viridiplantae; Streptophyta; Magnoliopsida; Lamiales; Lamiaceae
Source: RefSeq, a predicted model, not a curated record